Messenger RNA from Mycena indigotica, 1989 nucleotides. Its product is annotated as F-box domain-containing protein. Lineage: Eukaryota; Fungi; Basidiomycota; Agaricomycetes; Agaricales; Mycenaceae. Bases 1 to 1989 code for a protein of 662 amino acids. The transcript has 8 exons. The record is from RefSeq and is a predicted model, not a curated record.
AUGAGAAACCAUCACCUUCCGGACGAGCUCCUUUCCGAGAUUCUUACCCCCGCACUUAAAGUGUCCGACGCGGCCUUCGCCGACGUUGGCACUCACUCGCCGUUUGCGAUCUACGCCGAAUCGAGUUCAGCGUACCUCCUUGUGUCUAAAUCGUGGCUGCGGGUCGCAACUCCAUUGCUGUACCAUGUGGUCGUCAUUCGGUCGAAGGCUCAAGCCGCUGCUCUUGGACGCACCCUUACCCAGAACCCGGAUCUUGGUCGCUUCAUAAAGAAAUUGCGAGUCGAGGGUGGAUAUGGGCAGCCUAUCUAUAACAUCCUCAGCCGAACGCCAAACGUGGCCGACCUCUAUCUUAACCUCGACCUCUAUGCUUAUGACAGCACGGUUGGGUUUUGUAAAGGUCUUCCGCUCAUCAAUCCUGCACGACUUAUCGUCAACGACCAAAACGAACGCGCCCCCUCAAGUAAGCUGGUGGUCAAGUUGUUUGAAGUGCUCGCCCAGGCUAUCCGCGAGAAUUGGGAUAACCUGGUCACCUUCGAAUGCAACUACGACUAUCAUGGUAACGAAUGGGCCCCUCGCGCCGUCAUCUUUUUCGAUGCCUUGGCAGCGGCUAAACGGCUACGAAAGCUGCUUGUGGAAUCUGAAUAUGGCAUCGACAGUGCAUACGACCACCUCGAGGGUUGUCCUCUUCAGAUAAUCGAAAUCCGUUCGGCUUACUCCCAACCCGUUGUCAAGCGCGCGGCAGUGAAUGCCAUCCUGCGGUACGAAUUGCAAGACGGCUAUGCACACAAUAUCGCAAACAAUGUCCCUGGGCCCGCGGACGCUCUAGUAAAUAAUCCCACAGGAGCCAGAGCAAAAUAUCCGCUGGAAGGAGUACCACAACUGGUGCAGGAGCUCAUCUGGUCACGCGUAUCAAUCUUCUUAUUCCACAAUGCUCCGCACAAACACAAACUUCCGUUUCUCGGUGUCUCCAGAACAUUCUACAAAGCGGCUUUGGCCAAUUGCUACGCUGAUUGCACAUUAACACAUUCCGAAGCGCUAAUCGUGAACGAGCUCCUCAACAACCAUCCCGAGAUUGUCUCCAAAUUCCAUCGCUUGAAUUUCCGCAAGAUGGAUGGUGAGCCACCUACCUGGUUUGACAUUUGUGUAUCUCUCCUCUCGAAAAUUGGCCCAUGCCUACGGAAGCUCAGUCUCACGACGACAUAUAGUUUCAUCCCCGACACCGUACCCCUGCAAUCUCCAACAUUAUUAUUGGAUCUUGUGAACCUGCGGGUGCUAGAAUGUGGCUUCAGAAUCAGGUUUUCUCGUCAUGAAACGUGGAGGAUUUUCGAGAAUGCACUUCCCAAGCUCGAGCACUUGACCUUAUACGGCGCCGACGAGUCGCUCGUCUCUGCGCUGUCCUAUGCGAAGCUCCCUGCACUGCUUUACGUCAGGCUCUUUGAGUCGCGGUUUAACGGUGCCCCGCACUGCGAGCCAUUUCUCCAGGCUCAUGGCAGCAAGCUCCUCGAGCUCGAAGUUGCCUUGGGAAUAGUUGCUGAUACGGAGCAUGUCCCACUCCAGUCACGACUGUCAAGAGGUCUGCUGGAUUAUUGUCCUCACGCACUACAUAUCCGCUUUUUCGACGCUAUACAACCACCUCCUCCCCAAGUGUUCGAUUGCGUUUCAAGCGCUGUCGAAAAGAUUUCCUUACAAUGGAAUCAUAGUUUAAAUGCCGACGACAUUCUGAGGCUCAAAUCUCAAACUAAUCCAUGGGCGACUUUCUUUGCGACAACGCCGCGAUCGCUUGGCUCACUACCACGGUUGCGCGAAAUUCAUUUGGAGGGUUUGGACUGGCCCACGAACGAGCGCGGCAUCGCUCAAAACUUCUGGGUUGGUGCUGCGGAGGGUUUGCUAAAGCGCUGUGUUAAUGCAGGACGGCCAGAGAUCAAGACAACGGAUGGCUCAGAUAUCGCAUGGCGGCCGAGGCUCAAAGUUGGCCGUGCCAAAAGUUAA